Leptosia nina is the source of this 1200-nucleotide messenger RNA. Lineage: Eukaryota; Metazoa; Arthropoda; Insecta; Lepidoptera; Pieridae. The record is from the annotation of a GenBank genome assembly.
AUGGAUAGAUUUGAGUAUAUGGAGGCUCGGCUGUGUGAAGGAGAAAACUACAUCAAACGCGACAAAAAUGUUAAACUUUACGAUGGAGAUGAUAAGACACAAUAUGUAGAUGGAGAGGUGGUUCUUACAUCUCAUAGAUUAUUGUGGGGUAAACCAGGAGACAUCCCAAAGGGGCUUAUUUGUCUAUCAUUGUACCUAUACUAUGUUUUUUGUCUUGAAGAAGAAAAUGGUGGAGUUUUUGGCUUAGGAGGACCAAAACGAAUCAUAUUACAUUUGGGACCUGCUUUACCAGGAAAACGGCCAGGUCCAGCCGUUAUUAGUACUUACCAUUUUAUUAAACUCUCCUUCAAAGAUGGGAUAGAUGCUGCAUUUUACAAGGCUUUAAGUGAUGCAGUGGCUAAUAAACUAUGGGAACGACAACCACUGGAGACCAAUGCUUUUAGUAGCCCCACAAUGAGUCCACGCACCUCUGUAUCUCCUAUUGGUGCCAAAAUUCGUUCUGGAAUUGUUGGUAUCGAAAGGAGCAUUGAGGAACAACAAAAAGCAACCGAUGAGAGUAUCAGUGUAGCUUUUAAAGAUUUAAAGAAACUCAUGGAAAAGGCAAAAGACAUGGUCUCUAUUUCUAAAACAAUAUCAACAAAAAUAAGGGAAAAGCAAGGUGACAUAUCUGAAGAUGACACAGUGCGUUUUAAGUCCUACCUAAUGAGUCUUGGAAUUGAUGAUCCAGUUACUAGAGAUGCAUUCAGAUCAGAUUCAGAUUACUAUGUGGGUCUUGCUCAACAAAUUUCAGAUAUGAUGGUGGCAGUUUUAAUGGACACAGGAGGUAUAAUGUCUCUAGCAGAUGUCUGGUGUAGAGUUAACAGGGCACGAGGUUUAGAACUGAUAUCACCGGAGGAUUUAUUAAAUGCUUGCAAAUUACUUCCCACCAUUGAUGCUCCAAUGUGUCUUCGAAAGUUUCCUAGUGGUGCCUGUGUGCUUCAACUAAACAGCCAUCGUGAUGAGGAAGUCGCCAAAACUACUAGUCAAUUGAUUGAAGAAAAUGGUUCAUUGACACCAAUAAAGCUGUCACAAAUCGAAAACGUAUCCGUCCUUCUUGCUCGUGAACGCCUCUUUACUACAGAAAGACUUGGCCUGGCUUGCAGAGAUGAAUCUAUUGAGGGAUUAGCUUUCUAUCCAAAUCUAUUUUUAAGCAAAGUGUAA